Molecule: messenger RNA, 1099 nt
Organism: Owenia fusiformis
Lineage: Eukaryota; Metazoa; Annelida; Polychaeta; Sabellida; Oweniidae
Source: the annotation of a GenBank genome assembly
AGCUGGAUAUGGCCAGAUGAAAAAAUAUUGGGCUCGACCUACGCCUUGCCCAAUUGAGUAUUUGUUUCUCGAAUAGGUAUUCUAUAUCCAACUGUGAUCAUCCAGUAUUUGUAUAAUAUUUGGCUUCUGAUGUCACGCUAAACAAUAUGGCGAAGAUAGGAGAAAAUAAAAGCUAAAAAUGGUACGCUGGUGUGUACUUGGAGGGUGCUCCAAAUCGAGAGAAAACAAUGGGGUGUCGUUGCAUGAGUUCCCAAAGGAUCUCUCUAUCGCCAAAAAAUGGCAUAGUUUUGUCUUGAAAACGCGGAAAUGGGACAUGCCUCCAGAUACUGCAAUUAGGAGAAAAGUCCAGAUUUGUUCGGAUCACUUCGAAAGGGAUUGCUAUGACAGUAGCCAUUACAAUAAAUGGAAGCUAGGUUUUGUCAAGUUCCUGAUGUUUGACAAAAAUAGGCCUACAUAUCCAGUACCUACAAUAUUGCCACCCAAACCAGAAUCCCUUGAUCAAAAGGCCAAAAGACAAAGUGUUGAGAAUAGGAGGUUGAAAACAACCAGGAAGUUGAAAAUUGCAAGAAUGAAAGCAGAGUUCACUUCACCUAGGCCAAGCAGUGGCACCUCCACUGUUCAAAAAGAUGACAAUGAAAAUCCUUCUGAGGUGUCCUUUGAAGACCCAAGUAAAGUUUCAAGUGUGUCAUCUGUGGACUCAAGUACAUCAGACUCAGGUGUUAUGCAGGACAGUGAGGACACAGAUGUAGUUUCAUCAGUUGAGUCACCUAUUAAGCUAGAACUUGGUACUGAUGUACCACCUGUCUUAUCAGCUGAGUCUGCUUCAUGCAACCAAUUGCAAACUGCACAGUGCAAACCCUGUACUACAUGCGAGGCUUCCACACAAACCAGUGAGACGUGGCCUACACUGUUAACAAGAUAUGGAUCUCCAAAAGAUUUAGAGGCACAUGGUCCAUUGCCAAAAUUACCACCUACUACCAAGGAUUCAUUGGGAAACAUCGUCAGUGUUAAGGAAGCCAAAGAGAAAUAUGAGUCACCACCACGUUUUAUUCAGCAUCCAUCAGAUGAUGAUGGAGAAGAUGAAGAGGAUGAUGACCCU